This is a messenger RNA of Ectocarpus siliculosus, 1842 nucleotides long. NCBI's taxonomy places the organism in Eukaryota, Phaeophyceae, Ectocarpales, Ectocarpaceae. The record is from the annotation of a GenBank genome assembly.
AUGGCCCGUCGCAGGGUGGGAUGGGGACUUCGAAGGCACAGCAGCAGACACACCCGACGGACGACAGGACACAGCAGGAAAAUCUUUGCACUACACAAGAUGCUUCAAAGGCUGGGCCUCACGAAGGCGUCAGUCAAUGGCGCCAAUGGCACGGAAGGCGCCAAUGGCGAAGCCAAGAGAGAGGUGGUAUCUGUGCCCCCAGUGGAGGAAUUCGAACAAGCUCGCUUCUUGAAGUCGUUCGGAUUCGGGGACGUCGUGGAGGUACGCGGCUUGGCGGUGGCGGUGCCAGAAGGCGUCGUGGUUGAGCUCAAGCAGCCGCAAAGCGGCUUCGUGUUCCAGAAGCACGGCGAUCGAACUCUCCUGGAGGAAGUCGAAGCCUUGAAGGUGGAAGAAGGCGACUGGUGGUACCGUGUCGUGCAUCCCGCCGGCGCUCGGUUCGCAAAGAUCCCCAGCUUGCUGCCGCAGACCCCGCGACACACGAUCGCUGUGCCUCAGAACACCGUGGUCCAUGCGUGCCGAAGGCACACGCCCCCCGGGAGCAGCGUGACGUUCGUGGAGCUGUCGGACAACAAGGGCUGGAUUGUUGAGUCCACCAAGGAGAAAGCGGUGCUCGAACAGUCUUCGGACGGAAAGUACAUGGUGGAGAACAUCACAGGGCACUACCGGGAUGACUCCGAGGCGUGGUACCAGGUGGUGGACGAGUCUGGCGUAGAGCUGCUGGAGGCACCAGACGCUGGCAGCACCAGAAUGCUAGAGCUGUUCCUGCCGGGGAAGGCGUUCUGCGUGUCGGAGCGGUUUCAGCCCCCCGAGCAGGGUUCCACGUUCCUAAAGGUUAAGGGUAGGGAGGCGUGGGUUGUGCAGCGGGCUGAGAGCGAUGGCGAAGAAGCCUGCAAGAAGCUUCCCCCUCCGAUGGACGAGGCGGUGGAGCAGUGGUACCGCGUGCAGUACCCGGGAGGGGUUCGGUUGCGAGCAUCCCCUGCCUUCGAGCACACCGACCCCUCUCUCGGGGUCCUCGUGUGCGGGUGGGUGUUCCUAGCGACAAGGCGUUACCGUGCACCGGGGAGCAGCCACAUGCUGUUGCAGGUAGCCACGCCAGAGGGCGUCGUGCGAGACUCUUCCUCCGAGUAUGGGGAGACCGUUGAUGUGUACGGCAGCAGCAGUGAUGACAGCGAUUGGGACAAUGAGGACGAGCUUGAGCAAGCAAGAAGAGGGGCGAGGCGGCACUGCGGUUGGGUACCGUCCACUUCCAACGGGGAAGAGGUCGUCGUAGACGAGACCCUGCUGGCAAACACCGGGCCGCACGUUAACGCGCCAGGAAGCCCGCAGCAGCUUCCCCCUUACAGCGUGGCCGCUGCGGCCACGUUCUUGGAGACGGGCGACGGUCUCGAGGGCUUCGUGCAGCUGGCGGGGACGGGGAGCUGGGUCCUUUCUAGGCGCGGCCAAGACACCAAGAUGGUGCGCCUCCCGGCCUUCCCGAGAGUCGACAAGACCCCGAGACGUUUUGUCGUGUCGGCGCCCGGCGGUGUCGAGACCGUCGUUGGACCGAGCCCCUCGGCCCCCCGCACGGGGCAGCUGCUGCCCCUCGGAGCGGAGGGUAGCUCGGAGAUGGUGUGGUCGGUCAAGGGCUGGCCCGGGGACAGGGGGGUGGGGGACAGGAGGUUCGUUCUGCUGGAAGGGAUGGGGUGGGUGCAGCUGGAUGCCGGGACCGAGCAGGAGGGCGGGCCGUUGCGGGAGAUCGGCGCGCCUCCGCCGCCGCCGCAGCCGUCGCCUUUCGACGGGACUAGGGAGGGCGCGGUUGACGAGCAGCGGCAGCAGGAGGAGAACGGGUCUUCGAGCCCUUGA